UGAAAAAAACUUCUAUUAACCUGCAAAUGCCACUAAACGAAAAAUCGGUGAUAAGUAUUUAUAAGAACGGAUUACAAUAGUGUUAAAGUCGUGAAAGAAGCAGUAACAAACGAGCUAUUCGAUGUUUUGGUACGUUAUUGAUCGCAAUUCUUCAGAAGAUUAAAACUUGGAUUUUCAUGCAAUCGUAAGUUAAAGAACGCUUGAAGAUGGCUGUGGGUGGAACGAAAGUCGUUCAAGUAACGAACAUUGCACCCCAAGCAACUAAAGAUCAGAUGCAAACGCUCUUUGGUUUCCUGGGGAAAAUCGAAGAUAUUCGUUUGUAUCCAACUAUUCGGGAUGUUUCCUGUCCUGUGCAAUCAAGAAUUUGUUACAUCAAGUUCAUGGAUUCUGUUACUGUGGGUAUAGCUCAACACAUGACGAAUACAGUAUUUAUUGACAGAGCAUUGAUAGUUAUACCGGUCCAGAAUGGUGAUAUACCUGAUGAAUACUAUGCAUUAGAAAUGACGAAGAAUGGAGCUAUAGUGCCAGGAUUAUGUCCAUCAGAGCCAAAACUGCCACCGAAUGUUGUAAAUUCUGUGAGUGGGUCAGGAAUUGAACAAGUUAUUAUGACUACUGAUCCGCAACUCGAAGCUAAUGGUCUAUCUCCUUAUCCACCAUUACCAGCAAAUUACGAUAGCUGCAAAAUUGAGGAGAUCCGAAGAACUGUGCUAGCUGGAAAUAUUGAACCUGCAACACCACCAUCUGAAAUUAUUGAAUUGUUUGUGCCUGCGGGUGAGAUUAAAUAUUUGAGAAUCUGCACCAGAACAUCAGAUGGUUCAUCCUAUGUUUUAAUUGAGUUUAGUGAACAGCAAUGCGUUUUGGAGGCACUGAAAUUAUCUGGAACUAAAUUCAAAGGCAAAACCAUAACUGUUAAUCAUUCUACUCAAGCAAUUGUUAAACCACAAGCGAAGAGCAAUGAGGCUGCCCAGAGAGAAAUUGAAGAGGCCAUGUCUCGGGUUAAAGAAGCCCAAAGCUUGAUAUCGGCUGCUAUCGAUCCGGUCAUUGGCAUGCUUUCGAAAGACAAGAGAGGUUCCCGAAGAUCUAGAUCGCGUUCAAGAGGAAGACGCAGGAGGUCGCGUUCUCGUUCCAGGUCUAGAAGGUCAAGAUCCCGUGAGAGAAGGCGUCGAUCGAGGUCGCGAUCCAGAGAUCGCAGGAAACGUUCUAGGUCUAGGAGACGUUCCAGAUCUCGCUCUAGGCGUUCUAGGUCCAGAAGGUCUAGAUCCAGAAGGUCCAGAUCCAGGUCCAAGUCUCGCUCGAAAUCAAGCCGAAAGGAUCGUCGCAAGUCGAAAGAUCGUACGCGUGAGAAAUCCAGAGAACGUAGAUCAAGGGAUAAAGACAACAGGGAUCGUUCGAGGGAGAGAUCAUCUAAACGCGAAGAGAAAGAUAAGGACAGGGGAAAGUCUAGGUGCAAAUCCAAGGAUAAAGAUAGAUCCCGGGAGAAGGAAAUCAGGGAUAAAAAGAGCGACAGGGAUAGCACGGAUAAAGAAGAUAAAUCCGUGAGCGAGAAGAAAAGUUCUCGUUCGCCGUCUCGCAGCAAGUACAGAUCGAAAUCGAGAGAUCGCAAGGACAAGAAGCGAUCCCGUUCAACGGAAAGAGAGAAGAGACGUCGAAGCGCUUCGAGGGAGAGAAGAAGGAAGCGCAGCAGGUCCAAGAGCAAGGACAAGAAGAAGCGCGAGAGACGUGACAAGGAAAGAUCUCAUUCGAGAUCGAAAGUUCCGAGAAACUACGACGAGGAAGAAAAGGGGUUUGACGCUGAUAAAGAUCCCAAUAUUAACAAUCACGAUGUAAAGGAUGAGAAGGAGUCUUCUGUUAAAUCAGAGAAUAUGGACAUCUCCAAUUCACCUUAGGACAAUUUAACUUAACACAGAAAUAAGUUUGUCAGUUUUGUCGAUGUUGUGUAUAUACAUGGAAGUACCCAUGAGGUCUCCAUUUUUUUUUUUAAAUAAGCUGUUUUCUUAUUUUAAUAUCCUUAGCAUGAAGAUAAAGUUGCAUUUUUGCAUACUAUAUAAACUUAUUAAUUAAUUUUGCGUUUAUAA
Messenger RNA from Nicrophorus vespilloides, 2075 nucleotides. It is a transcript of the gene Srp54, whose product is annotated as probable splicing factor, arginine/serine-rich 7. Bases 207 to 1886 code for a protein of 559 amino acids. NCBI's taxonomy places the organism in Eukaryota, Metazoa, Arthropoda, Insecta, Coleoptera, Silphidae. Gene Ontology annotation, cellular component: nucleoplasm. The record is from RefSeq and is a predicted model, not a curated record. Gene Ontology annotation, molecular function: RNA binding. The transcript has a single exon.